AUGGGUGCUUCGUUGCUGGAUGAGCGCACAACAUGGGCUGAGUUCGGCAAACACCACCUAGACCGACGCCUCACGAAGGCGUUAACAGACACUCUGCAGUUGCAGCGGCCAACGCUCGUCCAGUCGCGAGGCAUUCCUGUCGCGCUGGAGGGCAAGGACCUGCUUUGUCGUGCACGCACUGGAAGCGGUAAGACCUUAUGCUAUGCAAUACCGCUCGUCCAGCGCCUUCUCCAGGAGGUGGAAGCCAAAGGUUCUGCGACACCUCUGAGCGGCCUCAUUCUAGUUCCCACCAAGGAGCUCAUUGCUCAGGUUCACCGGGUCGUGACUUCCCUGCUUAGCUUCUGUUUCGACGUCCUGACUGUGGACAUGCUUCUCUCUGGCGAGAAGUACAGCAAAGCCGAGCUGCCCGUGAUGUUAGUGACAACGCCCUCUUCGCUACUCCUUCUGGUGAAGCAGCGAGAGGCCAGAUCUGCCAUGAAACCGCUGUCGGAGACGCUCAGGGUCUUGAUAGUGGACGAGGCGGACCUCAUGUUCUCAUAUGGCUACGAAGAGGAUGUCAAGGCUCUCUGCGCCCUGAUGCCUCCGAAGUACCAGGCAAUGCUGGUUUCUGCAACGCUGUCCGAGGAGGUCGAGCAGCUCAAGGGCCUCAUGCUGCACAAGCCGGUCGUCUUGAAGCUGGAGGAACCGCGUGUCACGGGGAAGCUGGCCCAGUUCUACUUCGUGUGCCACAAGACCGACAAGUACCUUAUCAUCUACACGCUCCUGAAGCUGCAGCUGAUACAGGGGAAGACGCUCAUCUUCGUGCAAAGCGUCGAUGCAGCUUAUCGGCUGAAGAUCUUGCUGGAGCGCUUCAGCAUUAAUUCAGCUGUUCUGAACUCCGAGCUGCCGCAUUCCAGCCGUCAGAACAUCAUUGACUCCUUCAAUCAGGGAGCAGUAGAGCUGCUCAUUGCCACCGAUGAGGGUCUCGGAGGCAACGAGGAAGGAGAAGUGACAGAUGAGGAGGCUGGUGACGAAGAGGGCUGCGGGGAGGAGGAGGGGGAGGAAGAGGAGGAGUGCGAAGACGACGAAGCCAUAGAGGAGUUGCCCAAGAAAGCCAAGAAGGCCGACAAGGAUGCUCCAACAUCCACUCCGACAGAUGCGGCUCCCGCGACUCGCAGGUCUGCGCUGCGGCAAAAAGAUCGGAAAGCCACUCCUGCGACAGAGGCAAAGGUGGCGGCAGCAGAUGCGGAGAAAGAGGACGAGCAGGAGGAGGACGAGGAGGAGGAGGAGGAACAGGAGGAAGAGGAGGAAGAGGAGGAAGAGCAGGACGAAGACGUGGCUGUCAAGCCGACACCUGCCGCAGCCUCGAGAGGGACGGCCCCUAGAGCGACGAAGCCUGGGCGCAAGGUGAAGGAUGAGCAGUACUCCCUCACUCGAGGUGUGGACUUGCAAGGGGUGAGCACCGUCUUGAACGCGGAUGUUCCCACGUCCGUGCGGGACUACGUGCACCGCGUGGGGCGCUGCGCCCGCGGCGGCCAGAGCGGCACCGCGCUGACAAUCUGCACCCACGAAGAGCAGCCCAUGCUGCAGAAAAUCAUUCAGGCGCAGAGUCGUUCAGGUACAGGGCUGCAAGCCCUGCCGAUGCAGAUCUCCGAUGCCGAGCGCUUCCGCUAUCGCGUCGAAGACAUGGCAAGAGGACUCACCAAGAAGGCGAUAUCAAAAUAUCGUGCACGCGAACUGCAGAUGGAGGCUCUGCAUUCCGAGAAGUUGAAGGCAUACUUCGAGGAGCAUCCAGACGACAAGAGAGCCUUGCAGAGGAUGCAGCGGGCGCUUCGGGAGCGAAAGGCUGUGAGGCAGCAUCUUAAGAGUAUCCCUUCCUACCUUGUGCCGGAAGCCUUCCAGAAGACCACGCCCGUCCAGAAGGCCGUCCGGGAGGCCAACGCCAGCGCCGGGAAGCCGACCAGUUCGGUCAGGCGGAAACGCUUGAUGAAGGCCAAGCAGCAGGAUCCUCUUCAAAGCUUCGAUGCUCCGGGUGUUGAGAAACGACGAGAUCGCUUCACACGUGAGCGCAUGAUUGCAAAGGAGAAGAGACUGGAUCCGGCAACGACCAACGUCGAGGCGCUGCCUCCGCUGUCUCGGCACAAGCUGUGGAAGCUGCAGCAUGGCAAACGACUUCGCAAGCCGAUGGAUGUGCUGGGGGAACGGCGGCGGCUGACCCCGGGGGAACGCAAGCGGAGGAAGAAGUUUGCGUGA
Symbiodinium natans is the source of this 2232-nucleotide messenger RNA. Lineage: Eukaryota; Dinophyceae; Suessiales; Symbiodiniaceae. The record is from the annotation of a GenBank genome assembly.